AUGUCGCACUCUACGCUCAAGUCCGAUUCCGAAACCCGGCCAUGCUCAGCAUGCCAUCAUCCUCCAAACAAGCUCCGCGGACCUACGGCGGUUAUCACAAGCCUCAGUGCCCUUCGCCAUAGUGGACAGUCCGGCUGCCUUUCAUGCUCUGUCUUGAGUGCCGGCAUUGAUGGCGUCAUUGAUGAUGAUGCGGCCCGGCUUCGGAAUGCCGUCGAAAGGCUCCGCAUAGACAUAAACAUGGCGGCAUCAGGGCAGAGCCUAACCAUCACCCUGUUUACACGCCAGCUGGAGAUUUCCGUUUUUGCCCCUCCACCAUCCAUUGGGCUUUUAGACCUACCCAAGAAUACAAAUUCUGAUACUAGUUUCGAAUGGGUGGCAGAGAGACUUAGACAAUGCGACAACAGCCAUGGAUGCAAUCAGAGACGCUCAAAGUUGGCGGCAACCCUACCGAGGAGAAUCCUUGACGUGGGUUUUACGGACAGCAGCCUCAUUCGUUUAAAAGAACUUGAUAUCGAAGCCAACGCGGUACCAAAGUAUGCUUGCUUAAGCCACUGCUGGGGCGCUUCACAACCUUCGAAAACAGUAGCGGCCAACCUUGAUUCGCAUAAAGACGAGAUCUCAUGGAGUUCGCUGCCGCCCGUUUUUCAAGAUUCUAUCGCCUAUGUGCGUAAACUAGGAAUAUCUCUGUUGUGGAUCGACAGCCUGUGCAUCAUACAAGACGACAAACAGGACUGGAGAAUAGAAGCCGCCAAGAUGGCUUCAAUCUACCAAAACGCAUAUCUCGUACUCUCUGCAUCCAAGUCGCCCAGCUCAGAAGAUGGUCUUUUUGGCGGAAUUGACGAAAAGUCAAAUCCCAUCACAAUUCCUAUUCCAUCUCUAAGUCCAGGAUCUGCACUAUGCUUUCGUAGAUCUCUUACACAUUUACCUGGAUACAUGGACCAAAGGCUUGUCAAGAAAUCUCCCCUCCCAACUUUUAAUCGUGGGUGGAUAUUUCAGGAGCGCCUUCUGGCCUCAAGAGUUCUUCACUUUGGACCACAAGAGCUCUCAUGGGAGUGCUUAGAGGAAUCUGCCUGUCAGUGCACUGGGAAUUCUUCUUCUUCGACCAGCGGUGGAGCUAUUGAUACAGCUCUUACGAUGGAGGCGCAGCGGAAAAUGAAACACAAAUCAGUUUUUAACGAUGAUUAUUGGAAGCAGCUAGAUGAAAUUAAACUCAUCAAAGUCUGGCAUAUGUUGGUAGAGGACUAUACGAGACUUCUUCUUACCUUUGAGAGUGAUAUUUUCCCAGCAAUGUCAGGCAUCGCGAAGAGUUUUCAGCAAUAUACAAAAUCAGAAUAUGCUGCUGGAAUGUGGAAGAAUUCUUUGCUGUGUGAUUUGGCAUGGUAUAAAGUAACCACGUCCGACAGCUCGACGGAGAAUAUGGAAUGGCGACAACGCCCGAAAGUAUGGAGAGCUCCAACAUGGUCUUGGGCCUCGGCACUGGGCCCCAUUCACUUUCUUGAUAUAGGAAAUGGCUUGGUUCCUUUGUGUGAACUCGAAGAAGUGAAGUGUUUACCCUUCCAGGCAGACCCAACCGGCGAGCUUAGAGGUGGUCAUCUCUUGCUACGUGGCCAUCUUAUAUCGACUUCAAUCCAGUAUAGGUCAUCUGUGAACGAAGAUCAAGGUCCACGGCCAUUAUUUAAUCUAUACGAACUGGACAUUAUGCAAAGGCAAGUGGGCAAUGUAUUCGCAGACUACGACUCAUCUCUGCCAGAAACUGAUCAUGUCGAUUCUGGAACUCCUGUAAAGUGCUUCAUGCUCACGACAAGGCCUGACUCGGGCUCACUGACACUGCUUCUGUUGAACGAGAUUGGCUAUGAUGAGCAAAAUUGCUGUGCCGUAUGGAAGCGACUAGGGUUGCUCGAAUUAUCGAAACCUCCUACGGUACUCCGGGAUGCCAAAGAGUAUUGGUUGGACGUCUUCAAAUCUCAGUUAGCCGAUAUGACGCUGCUGAAAAUUAUUUGA
Messenger RNA from Trichoderma asperellum CBS 433.97, 2001 nucleotides. NCBI's taxonomy places the organism in Eukaryota, Fungi, Ascomycota, Sordariomycetes, Hypocreales, Hypocreaceae. The record is from RefSeq and is a predicted model, not a curated record.